CGCUUUUAUCGACCGGCGGCGCCGCGACCCGACGCGGCAUUUCGCGCGUGAAAACCACGCUCCACAACUAUUGGCCAGAGUCUCUCGCUCUCUCUCUCUCUCUCUCUCUCCGUACUCGUAGUCGUCCUCUGUUCCCUCUUUGUUCUCAUCUGAGUGUUCACAAUUCUCUCUCGUCGGAGAUUUUUCCCUCUUCGACUGAAUCAUUUGCUAGGGUUUUGGUCGAUUAUCAGAGAGAACGAGAAGUAAUCUUCAGUUGUUAUUGGCCAUUUGUAUGCUCAUCGCAUCAACCAGAAAAUGAAGCUUAAGAAACGAUCUGUCAGCGAGAAAGACAUUUCCACUUUCCUUCCGAGGUACUCUCCGACGACGGUGCUGACGUUGUUACAAGAAGUGUCACAAGUUUCGGAAGCUAAGCCGAAGAUUGAUUGGAACGAGAUAGUUAAAAACACUUCGACCGGAAUUUCUAAUCCUCGGGAAUAUCAGAUGCUAUGGCGGCAUUUGGCUUAUCGUCAUGCGUUGCUUCAUAAUUUGGAAGACGAGACAGCACCUUUGGAAGAUGACAGUGACUUGGAGUGCGAAUUGGAGCCGUUUCCAUCGUUCAGCUGCGAAACUUCGACGGAGGCUGCGGCGUGUGCGAAGGUAUUUAUCGCUUCUGGUUCUUCAAGUCACUUGAGCCUUCCAAGCAGUAGCACAAUAGAGGCUCCAUUAACUAUUAACCUACCAAGAAGUUACAUGGCUGGGGUUCAGUUCGAAGAUGCAGACCCUGCUUGCUCUAUAAGAGGUGCGAGCAUCACAGUGCCUGUUUCUGUUCAGCGACAGCCGGUCCUUACCCCACCAUCUGCCGAAGGAUUGACCACAAAUGGAUCAACGUAUGGCAAUAAUGCAUCUCGAAGGAAAAGAAAACCUUGGUCCGAGGCAGAGGAUCUUGAGUUGAUGGCUGCAGUGAAGAAAUGCGGUGAAGGGAAUUGGGCAAACAUCUUACGUGGUGACUUCUUGAGCGAUCGAACUGCUUCACAGCUAUCUCAGAGAUGGGCAAUUAUUAAAAAGAGACACGGAAAUUUGAAUGUGGGAGCCAACACGGCUGGUACACAGCUAUCCGAGGUGCAGCUGGCAGCUCGUCAUGCAAUGUCUUUAGCUCUUGAUAGGCCAGUUGGUAGCUUGAAAGCAGCUCGAAUAAGUGGCUCAGCCAGUACAAAUACGAUAGGUAAUGGUAGCUCGCUUGCUCCCGUUGCCUCGUCUGAACAAGUGCAAGAUAAAUUACAUCAAAGCCCUACUCAUACAAAACCACAUCCAGUUGGAUCAUCAAGUCUAACAGCCAAAGCUCAAGUUACCGCAUCCAAGAAGAUGAUUCCUAAGUCUUCUUUUGAUUCAGACUGUAUUGUUAGAGCUGCUGCUGUUGCUGCUGGAGCUCGCAUUGCUUCACCGGCAGAUGCUGCAUCUUUACUCAAGGCUGCUCAGUCAAAGAAUGCCAUCCAUAUAAUGGCCAAAGUCCCUGCUUCAACCAAAACACCCACUCCUGCCCGGGGGCCAAACCAUUUAGAAGCUCAUCCUAGUAUUAAGACCACCACCCUUCCCAAUACUUCUGCAGUCAUGCCAUCUGUGACUCACGGCGGGGGCCCUGUGAAGAUCACGUCUUCAACAACUGCUACAUUAUCGAGUGUGCCAACGGACCAGAAUAUUUCUGUAGCCUCUGUCACAGCAGCUGCUAAUCCAUUGUCAGAAAAGGAAACCAAGACAACAGAAGAAACUAGAGGUCUUGGUUUAGGUGGUGUGCAGGCCACAGCCCAAAAGGAUUGUCGUUCCAGGCAAUCGAUAUCUGAGAGAGUUCAAGAAGAAAAGCCAGCUGACUUAGGACCACCUUUGAAAAGGCAAGCUACUGAGAGUAGUAAUUGCAGUAGCUCACAGAACACGUCAACAGCCGAUGUUGAUAUUAAAGUUGAAACUGGCAAUCAGGUAGAAGAGAGACAAAACAGUAAUACGAGUGUGAUUCCCGGUUCCUCGAAUCAGCAAGGAAUCGCAAAUCAGUCACAGGUUGAGAGAAUGAAACCGCAGGAUAUGGACAUCGACAAUGAUGGAAAGGAUAGGCCAAUCAUGAAAACAGAUGGACGUAGCGAAAAUUCAGUGCACAAGGAGGCUGCAAGUGAGAUUUCGAAGGGAAACACCAAGGAUACGAACUAAAUCUAUCCUACCCCAGAUGAAGAGAACAAUUCUCUUCAGUUGUCGUACACGUGUUCUCGGAGAUUUUCCUGUCAAGUUUAUCACCAAGCAUAGUGAAUUCAUCGUUUUCGCAACGAGCUGCGAUGGCCCCCCCUCUUUGCUAGAAGUGCUAGCUAUUCAUUUGAUAUAUCCUCUGCUUGCUUCAACUUGCAUCCUCCACUGUAAUCAUGGAGAAGCAGCAUCCAUUUGACCUGACUGUACCUGUAUUUAUUUUGAUUUGUUCUUCAAUUCUUGUUUCAAGUGUUUCUAACUACAAAAUUUUCUGCCUCAUGACUGAUACAUGUCAAGAUCUGAACUCGGGGUUCGCUGUUCUGUUCAUAUGCUAACACGGAAAACUUGGUAUCGUUUCUUUGA
Messenger RNA from Cucurbita pepo subsp. pepo (vegetable marrow), 2568 nucleotides. RefSeq lists its product as uncharacterized. The record is from RefSeq and is a predicted model, not a curated record. NCBI's taxonomy places the organism in Eukaryota, Viridiplantae, Streptophyta, Magnoliopsida, Cucurbitales, Cucurbitaceae.